UUUCGUGAUAUUGUCGAAAUAAUAGAGCCACAUCUCAUGGCCGAAAGGUCCAAAGCUAUUGUGGGUCUUCAAAAAUGCAAACAUCUCGGGAAAAAGAUCAAGGCACAACGGACACCCCAAUGGCCGGUACCGAUAACCACCGAUUUGCCCUCGAAGGAUAUCUGUGACGCGCUCGUCGAUUGUUAUCUUCGAACAUCUGAAAGAGUCUACAGAGUGUUGCACAUCCCAUCAUUCCAAAGAGAUUAUGGCGCGUUCUGGGAUUCUGGAACCCGACAUGAUCCCAUAUUUUUGGUGCAGUUGAAAUUGGUGCUCGCCAUUGGGUGCACAACUUACGAUGAUGAAUUCUCGCUACGUUCCUCUGCAGUCCGGUUGAUUUACGAAGCUCAAACAUGGUUUGCUGAGCCUGAAUACAAGGCACGUCUUGGGAUACCAUUCUUGCAAGCACACAUCCUGUUAUUUCUGGCCAGGGAAUUGCUGGGUGUGGACGGAGGAAUGAAUUGGAUCGCAGCAGGCACAUUGAUCCGAACAGCUAUAUACAUGGGACUACACAGAGAUCCAGUCCAGAUACCAAAUUUAUCCGGAUUUGCAUCGGAGAUGCGCCGCAGGUUAUGGAAUACGAUUUUGGAGGUUUGCCUUCAAUCUAGUAUGGAGUCCGGAGGACCUGCACUCAUCUCGGUCGAAGAAUUUGACACAGAGCCCCCGAGAAAUUUCGAUGACCAUGAUAUCGAUGCCGAGCACCCUAUACCCCGUCCAGAAAAUCAAUUGACUUCAUCGUCAAUAGCGAUUGCUUUCCGGAAGACAUUUCCAAUACGACUUGCCAUUGCCAAAUUUUUAAAUGACCUCGGCUGUCAAGGCUCGUAUGACGAAGCUGUCCGCCUAGAUGCAAGUCUGAGAGCUUCUUACAAAGAAAUGCGUCGGACCAUCCAGGGAUAUUCCAUACAACCUUCUCAAUUCGAGGUCCUCAUGCUGGACUUUGUCAUCCGUCGCUACCUCCUUUCAAUUCACAUCCCAUUUUUUGGACCGUCGUUUCUCGGGACAACCUACGCCUUCUCCAGAAAUGUUGUCAUCGAUACUGCCGUCAAAUUAUUUAAAUGUGCUCGUAUAUUAUUACCUUCAACAGCAAGCUCAUCACUGAACCAAACCACGUCACCAGAUCAAAUCGAUUUUGGGCGACUGACAAUAUGCGGGUCGGGAUUCCUUCACACGCCAUUCAUACAUUCCAGCUUCAUAAUAGCCAUUGAACUAAAAAGCCAAAUUCUCGAGGAAGACGGCCUGGGACCUGUCUCCAUAAGACCUGAUCUUUUAUCUGUCAUACAAGAUGCCAAGGCUUUGAGCUUGCAAUGUAUCAAGAUCGGUGAAACCAAUAUCAAGGGUUACUUGUUCAUAUCACUUGUUUCCACUCAGUUGGAUGCUCUGAUGCAAGGGGUCUCGGAAAGCGAACUUCCAAAGUUGUUAAUCAAGGCCGCCGAAGAGGCUGAAGAUAAAUGUCUGUCAAUUCUCGAGCCCCUGGCGGCCAAGGGUCAGAAUGAGAAAAUCGGAGAGGCCACUGAGCCUGAGUCUUCGACAUCACUUCCUGAUAUCAGUGAUGAUUGGGAUUCCAUGAUGACUGAUGUGAAUUUUGACUUCGCUGACAUGGAGCCUGUGAACUGGAUGUUGAAUAGUAUACCAUACGGUAUACCAUGA
Messenger RNA from Penicillium hordei, 1683 nucleotides. Its product is annotated as fungal specific transcription factor domain-containing protein. The record is from RefSeq and is a predicted model, not a curated record. NCBI's taxonomy places the organism in Eukaryota, Fungi, Ascomycota, Eurotiomycetes, Eurotiales, Aspergillaceae. The annotation marks the transcript as partial. Gene Ontology annotation, molecular function: DNA-binding transcription activator activity, RNA polymerase II-specific; RNA polymerase II cis-regulatory region sequence-specific DNA binding; zinc ion binding. Gene Ontology annotation, cellular component: nucleus. The transcript is spliced from 2 exons. Gene Ontology annotation, biological process: DNA-templated transcription; regulation of transcription by RNA polymerase II.